CGACCACCCAAACCAUCACAAUGAAGACCGCCGCCGUCCUCCUCGCUCUUGUUGCUGCUGCCUUUGCUGCACCCACCAACAUCGAAGAGCCUACUCUUGCCAAGCGUGGCUGUUCUGCUGGAGAUAUCUGCAUCAGUGGCUCUUGCUACUGGAGGGGGAUCAAGUUUGAGUAUUGGAAUGAAAGUGCCUGGAUAACGCAUGAAGACUAUGGUCCGAGAGCGAUUGGGUUGAAGGGAUAGAAGUGUAUUGAAGAGGGUCUCUACCAUGGUUUCCAUGCAUCCAGAUUUCUACCCAUAAUCCAAGCAUUUAUCCACAUCGUAUUGACUUGG
Messenger RNA from Trichoderma atroviride IMI 206040, 329 nucleotides. RefSeq lists its product as uncharacterized. The record is from RefSeq and is a predicted model, not a curated record. Lineage: Eukaryota; Fungi; Ascomycota; Sordariomycetes; Hypocreales; Hypocreaceae.